AUGGCUACUAACGCUGCUGCAAAUAUCGCUCAAAAGCAGAUGGGAGAAGUUCCUGUCAAUGUCGCAAACCAAGACAAGCAACAAUCAUCUAACAAUACUGAAAUGUUGGCUUGCUGCUACGCAGGCAAACAAAAGUUUGAAUUGAGAAAAGUACCCAAGCCUGAAUUGACUGAUGAUGAAGAUGUCAUCAUCAAGGUUACAGGAAGCACAGUCUGUGGUUCUGAUUUGCACUUAUAUCAUGGUGAGAUCAUGCAACUCAAGGAUGGUGAUAUUAUGGGUCAUGAAUGCAUGGGCAUCGUUGAGAAAAUUGGCCCCAAGGUAACCAAUGUCAAGCCUGGUGACAGAGUCGUCGCUGCCUUUAACAUCGCUUGUGGCAAAUGUGAAUACUGCUCCAAGAAGCUGUUCACUGGCUGUGAAGCUACCAACAAUAGCUCUGUUAUGCAAAAGCUCUAUGGACACCGCAUUGCUGGAGUCAUGGGCUAUUCCCACUUCUUGGGUGGCUUCUCUGGUGCUCAGGCUGAAUACUGUCGUGUCUUGUUUGGCAAUACCAACCUUAUCAAAAUCCCUGACAGUGUCCCUGAUGAGAAGGCUUUAUUCUUGUCUGACAUUGUUCCUACAUCUUAUCAUGCUGUCUGGGAGGCGGGCGUCAAGGAAGGCGAUGUCGUUGGAGUCUGGGGUCUUGGUCCAAUUGGUCUCUGUGUUGUUCAAUGGUUACGAAACAUCUUUAAAGCUAGUCGUAUCAUUGUUGUUGACAACGUUCCUGAACGUCUUGCUCUUGCCAAGGAGAAGUGGGGAGUUGAAACUAUCAAUUUUGACAAGGACUCUGAUGUAGUUGCCAAAAUUUUUGAAAUUGAGCCCAAUGGUCUUGAUCGCUCUAUUGACUGUGCUGGUUUCCGUUAUGCCAAAAGUUUCCUUCACAAGGUGGAACGUGCUAUUGGAGCAGAAACUGAUACUAGUGAGGUUAUCAAUGAAAUGAUUCGUGCCACCAAAAAGUUUGGCACCAUUGCCAUCAUUGCUGACUAUGCUGCUUAUACAAAUCACCUCUUGAUUGGUGGCAUCAUGGAGAAGGGUAUUCGUCUCAUCGGCUGUGGCCAAGCACCUAUUCAACGCCAUUGGGAAAAGUGUUUGGAGCACAUUCAAAAGGGUGAAUUUGAUCCUACUGCUGUCUUGACACAUCGAUUCGACCUUCAGCAAAUUGUCGAGGUCUAUCGUCGCUUUAAUAACAAGGAGGGUGGUAUCAUGAAGACCUUUAUUCAAACCAAGUUUAGCAAGCCACCUUCUCCUGGUACUCCUGCCUUGACCAAUGUCGAGGAUGCCUAA
This is a messenger RNA of Mucor velutinosus, 1320 nucleotides long. RefSeq lists its product as uncharacterized. The record is from RefSeq and is a predicted model, not a curated record. Gene Ontology annotation, molecular function: oxidoreductase activity; zinc ion binding. NCBI's taxonomy places the organism in Eukaryota, Fungi, Mucoromycota, Mucoromycetes, Mucorales, Mucoraceae. Bases 1 to 1320 code for a protein of 439 amino acids. The transcript is spliced from 3 exons.